Molecule: messenger RNA, 3027 nt
Organism: Odontomachus brunneus
Lineage: Eukaryota; Metazoa; Arthropoda; Insecta; Hymenoptera; Formicidae
Gene: Brd7-9
Product: bromodomain-containing protein 7
Exons: 4
Coding region: 426-2663 (745 amino acids)
Biological process (GO): regulation of transcription by RNA polymerase II
Cellular component (GO): nucleus
Source: RefSeq, a predicted model, not a curated record
GACGGAAAUUCGUGAGUCGGCAAUGGCCGCCGCUGUGUUAUCUAUACGCGCAACGGAGCGUGGUGCUCUCGCCGAACGCUCCGGCAGCUAGUGCACGGACGCGGGCACGUCGUCGACGGUUGAUAUCAGUCUCACGUGGUCGCACGCGCGAGAAAUGGGCUCGAAGAAGCACAAAAAACACAAACGCGAGAGGCACGAAGGGAUUUUGACUACGUUUUCACCACGGGCAAACUGAGAGUGAGGUUGGAGUAGAAGUGAGGUGGAUACGAAAGUAUAUACCGAGCGUUCCACAGCGACAGGUGCGACGUGGAAAGGGUCAGUGGGGCACAACGACGGACAAGCCGCCUAGCCUGAAAUUAAUUCUAAAGGUAGGAGGCAGCAGCGGGACGCCUGAGCACGGUAACGAGUCACCGAGUCAGGCCACGAUGCUGUCGCAGGAUUACCAGCAACAGUUGGGCAACUAUUCCGUUGCCCAGGGGGACACGGAGUAUGACAGAUAUAUGGGCCACAAGAAACUCAAGAAGAAAAAGAAGAAGAAAGACAAACGGCACAAGCACCAUCACAAAGAUAAAAAGAGACGGAGGGAGGAGUCGAGUCAGGAGUCGGUCGGCGAUGCUGACGAGAAUCUUGCCGAGGUGCCGAAAAAAAUCCCCAAUCACCAGCUAUUACCUCCUAGGCCACCGUCCGGCGGCGAGUUGCGAGUUGGCAGUAUAAGCUCAUUGUCGCCACAUCGUGAGCCCAGGACGUGUGUCCUUAGGAAGAUCGCGGAGCGUACGCCGCUUCAGAGACUGUUGGAGCAUCUUUUGAGAUCAAUGGAAAAGCGCGACCCGCAGCAGUUCUUCGCCUGGCCGGUCACGGACAGCAUCGCGCCCGGUUACUCUCAGAUCAUUACUAAUCCUAUGGACUUCAGCACCAUCAAGCAAAAGAUAGACGACAACAGCUAUCAGAAUUUGAACGAAUUCGUGGACGAUUUCAAGCUCAUGUGCGACAACGCCAUGACCUACAAUCAUCCCGAUACUAUCUACUAUAAAGCGGCGAAGAAGUUGCUGCACGUCGGCCUGAAAAUGGUCUUGCCAGAGAAGCUGCGGCAGCUCAGGCCGGUCCUAACAUACAUGCACGAUAUCUCGAAGGAAGAACUCGGCUUCGAGUUGGGCACUGAGGAUCCUAAUAACCCGGAUGCCCCGGUAACGGAGGAACAGAUCGAGCGGGAGCGCGAGCAAGAAGAACGUAACGAGGAGGCCGAGGAGCUAAGGAAAGAGAAUCAGAGGAAGAUGAGAUUAGCCAGUUUAGGCAAGUUCGAGGCGAUACCGGACGACUUGACGCCGGAGGAGAUACUGAAGCAGGCGAGAGGGGCUGCGAAAGCAGCGGCGGAGAAACUAAGUCUGAAGAGGCUCAACUCGAAGAUGGGUUUCCUCCGACAGAAGAAGGACGGCACCACCAGUCUGCAGAUUAUCGUACCCGGCGACGGCAUCAUCCCAGGCACCAAUCAGAGACCCGUGUCGCUAGGGCAACUGAUAGGGAAGUUAAAUCACGGCACGGGAGCGUUGGCCGGAUUCCGCGAGGAUCGCAGGAACAUGUCGAAGCCGGUGAAAUCCCUGUACUACGGCGCGUUCGGUUCAUACGCCCCUAACUAUGACUCGACGUUCGCGAAUCUCACCAAGGAGGAGACAGACCUCGUGUAUCAGACCUACGGCGACGAGACUGCGGUGCAGUACGCGGAGUCGAUCUUGGAUUUUGCCAAGGACUGUGAUUAUACGUUAACUAUGGUCGAUGAUCUACUGGACAUUCUCACGGGCGGCGACCACAGGAAGACGAAGAAGUUCCUCGAGGAAAAGCGAAGACUGAAGGAAGAGGAGGAAAAGAUUCGGCAUCUGCUGGAGAAGCCUAAUCAGGAUGUAAAUCGUAACAUUCCGUCUCUGGAGAAGGUUAAGGUCGACAUCGAGCAGCUGAAAACACUCUCGGAGCUCGGCAUCGACGUUAACUUCUUGGAGAAUUUAGAAGAGGAGUUGAAAUACACCGAAGAACGCGCCGCUCUUCAGAAUCGUUUGGACGACACCUCGCAGAUGUUGGGACGGCUGAAGCAAGUCCAGCACGAACGUCUGUCGGCGCCACCGCCGGCGCAUCUGUCUAACGUUUCUAAGGCGACGGAGGCUGAGGUAAUGCUAGCCGAGAAGAUUACCGACAACCUUGCCGACAUAGCGAAGAAACUGCCACCCUCCGCAAUAGCACCGGUCGACGGUCUGCGCAGAGCGAUGGGCAUCGCGCCGUUGGGAGGCGGGCCAGAGCCCAUGGAGGUCGAGCCGAUCACGCAUAACCCCACGAUCGUCACCGACAAUUCAUUAUUACCGCCGAGCAACGGCAAUCCGGUGCUGUCCAACCUGUUGCCGGCGCCGUCGCCGAUACAGAGCGCGAGUCUCCUCAGCCCGACCAGUCAGCAGAGUCAGAGUAUCGGUAUCGUCGGCGGCGCGAACCAGCCGCCGAUUCAGAUACAGAUCGGCAUGGCGCACAAUCAAACGCCGCCGUCUCUGCUGAGCGCGACGGAACCGUCCGGUGUUACCGACCUCGAAUCCGAACUGCGCGAGUUCUUGGAGAGCGACCCCACGCUGGGACACUCGCCGCUUCACGACGACAAAACGUUAGAAGAUAUCUUAUCCGAGUCUUAGUGCGCGUGUGUGUAUGCGUAUGAAUGUGCAUUUGUGUGCGUAUGCUGUGAUUCGAGUGUUUUGGAAUAUAAAUUAAGCAAUAUAGACUAUGUAAGCUCUGUACAUUUUAUUACUUACACCUUUAUUUCUCAAGUACGGCUAAUAAAUCGAACAUUGCGCUGUAUCUCCUGUAUCUCUGUGUUCGAUCGCUUUUAUUUUAUUGUGCGGGAUAAACGCGAUAAAUUGAAUCUCAAGUUGUACCGGUAAUCAGUUCUCCCAGUUUUCUUUUCUAUAUGUCUAUUAUGUUGGUACAAAAGAUUCGUCGAAUUAAAUAGGAAAUGAAAUUAUCCAAAGUUCGAAUUGAAUUAAAUUUUUACGAAUGAAA